CAGGAAGGGUGUAGACGCAUUGGCAGAGUGUGGAGACCGUUAACGAAACCGUCGUUUGUAUCUCGGUGGCAUGAAGAUCGAUAUCCCUCCGGCUGUGUAUUGAUCCGUGGACAUGGAGAAGCUGAUCGGGUAUUUUGUGCUGUCUGUGGCGGUGCUGCGCGCAACCGGAGAUAAGGUGACGGACAAGUACUUCGAGGACGGUGGUAGCCUCGAACUCGAAGUGAGGCCUCCUCACCCCGAGACCAUCACAAACAUCCUGUGGAAGUGUGAUGGUAAUCUGGUGGCCGAGUGGUAUGACGGCAGUGUAGAAUUGGAGUACUACGGCCGCUACAAAGAACGCACAACCCUGGACAAAAAGACUGGACUAUUGGUCAUCAAUAAAAUGAACAAAAACGACACAGGCCUGUAUUCAAUGGAGAUCAACAGCAAGGUCCAGAAUGAGAUGUACAGAGCUAUAUUGAUCAGGAAAGUCCCCAAGCCAGUGGUGGAGCUGAGAACACUGACAUGCAGGGAUACUUCAGAGUUUUGUAAGGUGAGCUGUAAAGCAAACCUCACAGACGUCGGACCCGUCACCUACAGCUGGAAGUUUGGAGACAAAGACUGGGAUAAGUUGGAGGGAAAGGACAGGAAUAUCACCAAGACUGAGAAUAAAGGAGACAAGACCAUCACCUGCAAGAUAACUAACCCGAUCAGUAGUGAUGUUAGUAACCCUGUUGACAAUUGGCUCUUCAAGGUGGAAAGCAACGUAGGCGGUGUAGUUGGAGUUGGAGUUGGAGUUCUGGUUGCUGUCUCAAUCGUUGUGGUUGUGAUAAUGUGGAAACGUAAGAAAUUAUGCUUCAGCACUCCUCCUCCUCCACCUGAAAAUGGAGGCCCAAAAACUGAACUGUCAUCUGGAGGCCCAGACAAUCAACUGUCACCUGAGAAUCAACCACUCAACGUCAAAGAAACUUCCUUAAGUCGUGACACCCUUGAUUCCUAGAAACAGGAUCAAAUCUGUCCUCGAGAGCACUGUUGCUACAGGAAACCACUUUGUCCGAGCAGACCGCUGUGUGCAUCAUCGCCUGUUACUUUCAUUGGAAGGAUUCUCAUACUUCCCUGCCAAAAUACUGAUGUUUGUGGGAGGAAAUGAUGAAAUGGUGUAAUGUAAAAUUACACAUGUAUAGGUUGUUGCUAAUGGAGGCUGGGCUAUAUGCAGCAAAUAUGAAAUAUGUAAGAAACAACUCAAUACCUGUCAUUCAGCUACAUUUCAGCAUGCAAUCUAAAGACACAAGCCCACAUAAUACAAACAAUAUAGUAAAAGUGUGAAAUAUUAGCUAACCCAGCUCUGAAAUAACAAAGCAUCUUAAGUUUUUUUAUGUUGUUGGCAAAUGAAAUGCUUUUUUAUUGUUUUUAAUGGAAAAGAUGGCUGACAAUCUUAUCUCAUAUCUCUUCUAAUAACUUGUCUGUGAUUGUUUGAGUGGUUUCACCGUGAACAGAAGUAGAUCUGGGGAACUGUAUGAUCCUUCAGUGUGAAUGGACUCGAUGAGAUGGAUGCACUUAUAAUUAUAAAAAAAAAGAAAAAAAAAAAAGUUGCUUGUAAUAAUUCAAUUUAGGAAUGCUGCCAUUGUUUUUAUCCUGCUUAAAUUACUAAUUGGAGGCGAUUGUGCUGAUAUAUGCUUAUUUGAUAAGUAAAUAAAGUGCACACAUAAAAAUGGUUUAAUCUGCAGAGUUCAGAGUUUAUGUCAAAGCAUUUGGACAAUUAUUUUUAUACCAUUGAACAUCUGGAUAAAUCUUUGUCACAUAGUUUAGUGGAUUCUUGUGUGUGGAGGGUUGAGAGGAGACAUUUUUUUUGAUAAUUUAUUGUAGUUAGUGUUUUAAAGUAUUGUCUUUCAUGUGAAUUAUCUUUAUAAAGUGCCUUGAAAAUAAACCUUCCACUCUGCUGAA
Messenger RNA from Anoplopoma fimbria (sablefish), 1923 nucleotides. RefSeq lists its product as uncharacterized. The coding region runs from base 113 to 979 and encodes 288 amino acids. NCBI's taxonomy places the organism in Eukaryota, Metazoa, Chordata, Actinopteri, Perciformes, Anoplopomatidae. The transcript has a single exon. The record is from RefSeq and is a predicted model, not a curated record.